AUGGCAUCAAUAUCCAAGGCCGAGAAGGCCUUCAUCCAAUCCUCCUUACUAUCUGAUCCGCCAUUACGAGCAGACAGCCGCGGUUUGAUAGAUUUUCGAACCAUAGCCCUUGAGUCUGGAGUUGCCCCCAUCGCAAAUGGCAGCGCACGUGUUAGCAUCGGUAGAAACGCGCAGGACGGCGGUGGAGGCACCGAAGUCGUAGCCGCUGCAAAAUUAGAAGUUGAGAGCGUCGGCGAUGGCGAAGGCGCAGAUGGUGGACGAGUGGCUUGCUCUGUAUCCUGCUCUCCAACUGCAUACCCUCUCCUUUCCCCAAAUGCCCUAGAUGACCUGCAACAUGACAUGACGUCCGCAUUGAAUGCUACCCUCUCUCAUCCGACAAUCCGACCAACAAACCUUGGUAUCAUACCUGGAAAGAAAUCUUGGUUGCUCAAUCUCGAUAUCAUAGUGUUUUCUGACGCAGGGAACAUAUUCGACGCAAUUUUCAUGGCUGCACGCGCCGCUUUGUGGGAUACAAAGGUACCUAUAACAAAAAGCGUCCAAUACCGCGCGAAGAAAGGCGAAACUCAGGCUAUGGACGUGGACACAGACGAAACAGCCCUUGUCGGCAGCGCACUGGACACACGGCAGGCGAUUCAAGUGGCUGACUUCGAGCUUCCUGACUACUGGGACGAAGGCGAACCCCUAGAUGGAAGACAAGCAUGGCCGGUUUGUCUGACUCUCAAUCUGUUACCAACCUUGCAUUUCCUAGAUGCUACGCUACAAGAAGAAGCUUCUGUGCCUCUCAAGUUACUCGUAUUUUACUCCUUCCCGUCAGAUGCGACUCCACUGUUGCGAGGCAUGCGCUUGCUCGGGACAGGCGUGUCGGACCUCACACAGGUCAAAAGCCUCUUGAAAGAUGGGGAGAAGUAUGCUCGGAAUGUGUGGGUCGCUCUUGAAGGGAAGCUCAAGGACGAAGACUUUAGACGCAAUCAAAAAGCCAGAGAGAGAUUUCUUAAUAGAUAA
Molecule: messenger RNA, 1002 nt
Organism: Suillus fuscotomentosus
Lineage: Eukaryota; Fungi; Basidiomycota; Agaricomycetes; Boletales; Suillaceae
Product: ribosomal protein S5 domain 2-type protein
Exons: 4
Coding region: 1-1002 (333 amino acids)
Biological process (GO): nuclear mRNA surveillance; exonucleolytic trimming to generate mature 3'-end of 5.8S rRNA from tricistronic rRNA transcript (SSU-rRNA, 5.8S rRNA, LSU-rRNA); U1 snRNA 3'-end processing
Cellular component (GO): nuclear exosome (RNase complex); cytoplasmic exosome (RNase complex)
Source: RefSeq, a predicted model, not a curated record